UGACGGCGCAUCGUCUCUUGAAUAAAGUGUGUUUACUGGGCCGAUUUAUCAUAAUAUCCAUUUAUUAUUCCAAUUUUGCGGAUAACGAACUGUUAUGUAUAUAUGAGAGACAAUAUUUUAAUUAUUGAUACAUGUUUUAUUUGUAAAUAAAACGAAAAAAGGAGAACUACUUGCAUGUUAAUUUCGAACAGUCUCUGCGUGCACGAUGGCAACUUUACUUAGUUUUUCAAGACUUUUUCAUUACGCGGCGACUAAUUGUUUGAGAAGAAUGACACCGAUCGCAAUUUGCAAGCAAUGUUAUCCGGGAUUAAGAUUAUGGGAGACACCAGUAGCAGAAUAUCGAACAGCUAAGCCACCAUGGAUGAGAGAAGUUCCAGAUUAUCAAACAGAAGUGCAGGAGUGGAAUGAAGAGAAAGAUAAAAUAUGCGCUGAUGUGACAAAUGAAAUCAAUAAUCAAGUAGCAAUGGACAAGAUCGGACGUAUGUUUGCGGUUGUACAAGUAUGUGGAAAACAGUUCAAAGUAACGGAAAACGACAUUAUCAUUAUUGAAGGAUUCUGGCCACCAAAUAUAGGCGAUCGUUUGAAGCUGGAGAAAGUAUUGCUCGUUGGAAAUACCGAUUUCACUCUUGUAGGAAGACCGCUCUUAAACAGAGAACUAAUUUCGGUCGAUGCAACAGUUAUUGAGAAAACUUUAUCUCACACAAAAACUCGCUUUAGGUUUCGAAAGAGGAAACAAUAUCGCCGUAUAAAUUUCUUCAGAAUACAGCAUACAAUGCUACGAAUUAACUGCAUAAAUAUAAAUGGAAACAUCGACGAAAAGAAAGAAGUUGAAGGAUUAGAUAGAGUGUAUUAACAAUAUAAUGUGUAUAUAUAUAAAUAAAAAAAAUAUACUCCAAAUAUUAUAUAUACAAUAUAAAUAUUAUAUAUCUUCUAGAAUAAGGAAAAAAAAAGACGUAUGACUGUAGACGUGCGACAUCUAGUACGCACUAGAAUGGAAUGGAAUGGAAUGGAGUGGAGUGGAGUGGAGUGGAGGAAAUUGCAGCCUGAGCCACCUAAGCAGUGACGGAAACAACGUCGCGCGGUGUGGUCGAUCGUUUUCUUUUCAUCCUAGCUCGAUCGGCAAUUAUUGCUGUCGACAUUCCUACAGCUGGACUCGUACACUCCGUUCAGAGAGACACAAUUUCUCACGGAAUUUUUGAAAAUCACGUGAAAAUGUUUUUCACUAUUGGCAUAUACGCCGGAUACUGAACACUUUUCCAACCUGUAUCUUCGGCGCUGAGGAAAAGCGGAAAUUUUGUAGUAA
This is a messenger RNA of Cataglyphis hispanica, 1303 nucleotides long. It is a transcript of the gene mRpL21, whose product is annotated as 39S ribosomal protein L21, mitochondrial. Gene Ontology annotation, cellular component: ribosome; mitochondrial large ribosomal subunit. The transcript has 5 exons. The record is from RefSeq and is a predicted model, not a curated record. Bases 206 to 853 code for a protein of 215 amino acids. NCBI's taxonomy places the organism in Eukaryota, Metazoa, Arthropoda, Insecta, Hymenoptera, Formicidae. Gene Ontology annotation, biological process: translation. Gene Ontology annotation, molecular function: RNA binding; structural constituent of ribosome.